UAGGGCUGGGUUUUGUCCUUCUAGUACAGAGAGCUGUUGGGUGGUGAUCUGUGGGACUUGGACGUGGGUGAAAGUUUUGGACCUGGAUAUUGGUGAAGUUUUGGACUCGGAUACUGGUGACUUGUUGUACUUGACAGAUUGGGGUUGGUACAAGCAUUUAUAUCAACAAAGAUGAAGAAGUGGGAAAUGGCUCAAGGCAAAACCCUACAUCACAACUCCUUUCAGGAAGAGGCUUUAACAGAACACUAUAAAAUCCUAGAAACCCUUGGCCGAGGAGCAUUCGGAGAAGUAAAGUUGGCUAGCCAUCUACUCACCCAGACAAGGGUAGCAGUAAAAGUUCUUCCAAAAGGCACAAAGAAUAGCUUCAUCAAAUCAGAAAUUGAAAUAAUGAAAUCUCUAGACCAUCCCAAUAUUAUUAAACUUUUGCACAUAAUUGACACCACAAAAAACAUUUACAUGGUUAUGGAACAUGCCACAGGGGGAGAGCUGAUGGGCAGGAUUGUGGAGUUUGGCUACCUACAGGAAGAGGAAUCCCGUAAGGUAUUUAAACAGAUGGUGUGUGCCCUUCAGUAUUGUCACAGGAAAGGGAUUGCUCACAGGGAUCUAAAGCCUGAAAAUAUUUUAGUGGAUGGCAAAGGCAAUAUAAAACUCAGUGAUUUUGGGUUGGGCACCAAGCUUACCAUGGGGCAGAAGCUAGCAUAUUUCUGUGGGACACUUCCUUAUUGUGCCCCAGAACUCUUUGAAGGUGGAGGUUACGAUGGCCGAGCAAUCGACAUCUGGAGUUUGGGGGUUGUACUCUACUUUAUGUCGACAGGGUGCCUCCCUUUUAAGGGAUUUACUUUUGGGGCACUAAAGGAGAAAAUCUUGGCUGGAAAGUACUCUGUUGCAUUCAAGCUGUCGCCAGAGCUUUGGGAUGUUAUUGCUAAGUUGUUAACUGUAAAUCCUGGACAAAGACCAAGAAUAGAUGACGUUGUGGGUUUUCAAUGGCUAAAGCUUGGCAAUGAAGGUUCUCCCAAUCCCUUUAGAGAGAACGAUGAGGACAGCUACCCAGACCCCACUGUGAUGGUCAUCAUGGGCGUCAUGGGUUAUAAGCAAGGAGAGAUAUUGGAAGCUUUACAGGAGAAGAAGUUUGAUCAAGUGAUGGCCACCUACUUGAUUCUUAGGCAGCAGUCACCCUGGGAAGAUGACUUGAUAAAAGAUCUUCAGCCCAAGCAGUCUUCUGGAACCUUGAAUGUUACAGGCCUUCCCACGAUACCUAAAGUGGCUAUAAAGAGGGGAUCUAGUGUCCCAAUCCUUCCCACUUCUUCCAUUUUGCCCACUCUACCUGAGAGUCCUGAGAACGACAAAAAGGGGAAAACGAGGUACAGUAUGCCUCCCACCGUGAACUGCCCUAACAAGAAAAUAGCCCCAGUUCAAAGAAUCUGCCCCCAUCGUGUACACGAGGCUAACUUCAUGAAUAGCACUUGGGGGGAUUCAGAGAGCACUAUUAACACCUCUGAUGAAAUAUGUACCAGAGUGUCUUCAGCACUGGAAACUUCUUCCAACAAGUUAUCCCUGAAUGUGUCCAAAGCUGGCCCUAACAAAUCAAAGAACAAGGUGUCCUCACAGGAGGUUUUAUCUCAUCACACUCCAAUGGAGGAAGUUCAGUGCAAAGACAUCAACAUACCAAGUAAAAAUAUCAGCUCUUCUCUCCGACAAACCUCAUAUCAGGAGGACCUCAGAGCUACAGCCAGUCGGAGAGAUGAAAAGACCAGUUCAUCUCUCCCACAAACUGAACCUCAGGAGGACCUCAGGGGACAGCCCCACAGUGUGGCUACAGCUGCGUCAAAGAGCAACAUGACCUCACAGGAUAGAUCACCCCCAUUCUCCAGCAAGGAGGCCCAGGAUGAGGGUCCUAUUGUACAAGAAAAAGACCUCAGCCCAUCCUCCCCAGAAACACCCCAGGGACACCUCAGUGGCCGGAGCCAGACUGCACCCAGAGCUCCCUUUAGAAAGCGGGUUUGGAAGAGCCUACAGAGCAGAAUUAUAAAAGGCCUGAGAAGUUUGUGUUGCUGCCUACCAACAGAAAAGAGGGAGCACCUAGGCUGCAACAAAAUCCUGCCUGUGAGCUUAAAGGACCACAGAGGCAGCCAAGGUAACAACAGGAGCCAUGUGAAGCCUGCACAUGCCACAGUGCACAUUUUGCUCCAGGGCAUCUGGUCGUGUGCAAGGGACAUUGCUGUUGCUGAGGCUUUGUGUCCCCAGGCAGCAGGCUGGGAAAGAUCUUUGCUGCUUGUAUGACCCUAUGCUGGGGCUACCAAGGAGACUCCUGGGACUACACUCAGCAAGGAACGUUUUCAAGAGGAUGGUGCUUAGAGCAGGAGAUGCCACUCAAGCCCUAACACACUGGAAGGAACAGGGACACACAGGUCUCCUUGAUGGAAAAGGUUUCUUCUGAUUGACAGAGAAGUUGGGCCAGAGACUUUCAAGCAUAUGGACUAAGAGGAACAAGGGAAAAUGUCUACUGAUCCAGGGUCUUGCUGUAUAGCUUAGACUGACCUACAAUUCCUGAUACUCGUGCUCAGAAUCCUGGUUACUGGGGUGACAGUUUUCUCUGGAAAGGACCUGCAGAGAAAGAGAGCAAUCGUGAUUGUGUGACACAAAGAGACUCCACCUGGUACCAGCUUCAAGUGUGGCCACACUGACACCUAGGCUGAGAACUGCCCCACACUUCAUCGGCUGCCAGGCCCUUCUCCAACUGUGAACAAACAACACUGGAGGGUUGACUAUCCCACUCUGCCUUGCCAAGUUUGUUUAUAUGAUGGAUACCUUCAUCAAUUUACAUAGUUAAACCCUCUGUGCAUUUCUGGAAGGAAGCCUAAUUGAUCAAGAAAGCAUUUACUUCACAUUGGUGUGACUUCAUGGUUACAUUUUCUGCACCUUUUGGAAAUAUCUACUAGAGGAGAACUUGUAAUUGGCAUAGACUUUUUCGAAGAGAUUCCAUUGCAACGUGGGGCUGUGAAGACCCUUCAGGGAGCAGAUCUCAGCUAUUGAUGCAGAAGGCCCAAUGAUUGGGGAAAAGCAGUCUCACUUGAAUGUGCUUCCACUUUAAGGAAUCUAUUGUGGACAGCAGUCAAUGCAAUGUUGCCAAAUGGAUCAAAGUGCUGAGAAUAGGGGAAUGAUUACUAAGUAAUAAAGCAGAUAUUUCUAUCAACCCUCCUACUCAAUUCCAUCAAAAGUAAGAGAAUAUCACAGAAGAGAAUACAAAAGAAUGUAAGAGCUGGACCAUAGGAAAGAGUGCUGAGAAAUGUUACCUUCUGGGCAUGUUUCUGCUGUUACAUACACGAAACAACAACAGCUGUGGUUACCUGCACAAGAUGAAAACAUCAAAUACUCCAGCAUAGAUUAGGAGGGACUAAGUGAUAAUUCAUCCUUUAUUUAAGGCAAGCAUAAGCCACUUGGCUGCUUCUUAAGCAACUGCUAUCUUCUUAAUCGGAGAUUGCAACUCCUCUGCUACCAGCAGCCAUUUGGCUGCAAGGGCCACAGCCGGAGGAAAUUCCGUUCUCUCAGGCACUGACUCUUUCAAAGCUACUAAGAAAAACUUUAUCUAGAUAUCCAUCUCUCCAAAGAACUCCCGGUUGAAAGGUUAAGGUGGGAUUCAGCCCACUCAGAGAGGUUGAAUAGCAGCAAAAUACCAGAGGCAAGCUACUCUGAAGAGAAGACACAUACUUAUCACACCGUUUUGGAGGUUCAGGAGCCUGCCACCAGCACUGGUUCAGCCAUGAGGAGUCACUAGUGACUCUGUCACCUCAUUCCAGAUGGCAAUUGCAGGAAAAUGUUCAGCAGCCAGCAAACACAGGGAAAAAUAAUGAGAGCCUGUCAAGAUACCCUAAUCCAGUCUGAAGGCAGACUCCUAAAGACCUUUCACUUUUCGUUAUCACUCAAAGAUCCACAGAGGCAUCACCUUCACACCAAGAGUCACAUUUAGAAGAUAUGGGUCCACCGAGAGAACCUACAUCUAAACCACAAUACACACACCACACCAGAUGAUAAGAUGGAAUCAAUCAGUACUCAAGAACUCUCUACCUUAUAUGAAGAGAAUGGUGUUUCAGAAACCAGUGUCCAGGAGGAGCUUAUUGUUUUCAUUGCUAUUACCAAUGAUUUUGUUACAGAAUUUCAAUUAAAAUUGUAUUA
Molecule: messenger RNA, 4173 nt
Organism: Peromyscus maniculatus bairdii (prairie deer mouse)
Lineage: Eukaryota; Metazoa; Chordata; Mammalia; Rodentia; Cricetidae
Source: RefSeq, a predicted model, not a curated record